CAAUUGUAAAGCUAGCACAAAAGCAACACUUUUUUUUUUAUGAUAAAAAAAGUAAUAAUUUCAAGAAUAUAGAGGUGUCAAGGUGUGAAGAUGGCAGAAGGUGAGAGGAGGUCUGUGGUUGAUGAAAGGAGGUAUGCCAUUGUUACAAAGGAAUCUAUAGUAAUGAUGGCAGAGUCAGGUGGCCAUGAUGAUAUUGAUGAUACUAUUGCUGGUAUUUUAGGAGAAGAUGUGAGCUACAGAUUGAGAGAAAUAACACAGAAAAGUGCUCAGUUUAUGAGACAUGCUAGAAGAAAGCGUUUACAUACGGAUGACUUCAACAAAGCUUGUAGACACAGUGACAUACAGCCUGUUCAUGGGCAUGGGUCUAGUGAGACUCCGGCACCUUUCCAUCAUAUUAAGACAGAUAUUGGAGAAUCUAUACAUUUUACUGAUGAUCCAGAGUUGAAUCUAGCAAAUGUUGCAGUAAAUGACUACAUGCCAAAACAACUUGGUGAUACAACAAUUAAAGUUCACUGGUUGGCUGUUGAAGGAGUACAGAAAACAGCACAGAACCCACAAGGUAACAAAGUGGAGGCAAGUGGGACACUGAUGAAAUAUUUUGAUAAAAUAACACAAGCUGUGCUUGGACUGGAUUCAGAAAUGAUGAAGACAGCCCUGUCAGACCUAAGAACCAAUGCUAAUAUAUCUACACUAUUGCCCCAUUUUGUCAGUUUUGUAGCCAAUGGGGUGAAGACAGUGAGUCAUGACCUAAGGCAGCUUAGCCAGCUUCUAUACAUGAUACAGAGUCUUGUAUAUAACAGUGCUUUAUUCCUCGAAGCUCAGCCAUUUCUGGCACAGUUGAUCCAGGGUAUAGAGUAUUGUCUUCUGCAGCCUUUUACAGAUAAUGGUAGCUCCACGUGUGAUCAGUGGUCACUGAAAGAUUAUGCUGCAAGGCUACUGUCUCAUGUUAUCAGUGUCUGGGGUAACUCAGUGAAUCAUUUAGAGAGAUUUACAGAGAAAACAUUACGUGAGACACUGUAUGAUCACAACAAACCAUAUGCAGCGCAUUAUGGAGCUAUCAUGGGUCUUCUUUAUCUUGGUUCAGAGAAUAUUGAGCGAGUGGUAUUGCCACAUCUAGGGAUGUACUGGCCAUACUUAAUGUCUGGAUUGAACAAGUCUCGUCCAGAGACAUCAGAACUACAGCACAGUGCAUCUAUGGUUUAUGGUGCCCUGUUGCUGAGUGUGGAACAUGUUCUGAGAAAAUACAUCAAACAGUUCAAAGAUCAACACUUACCAGGAAAGACUAAGACUUCUAAUGACAGUGUUUGCAUUCCUCAACCACCUAAGGUCAAAGGUCAAGGAUUAUCUAGCAGUUGUGGAUUUAUGUCUAUGUUUGAUAAAUCUCCUGUAACAUUUUACAUUGAAAUGUUGGAAUAUUUUGGAGACAGUUUGACUUUGAGGUUACCCGAGAUAUUAGAACUGAGAAGAGAUGUUUUUAAACCAGCGCCAAGGGAGAUAAAGACAUUCCUGACUGAUACAGAGAGUCAGAAGUCUGGGGAGGAGUUGUUGGCAGAACUAGAGGAACAAGUUAAACAGGAACAGGAGGAGAAGAAGUUGAGACACCAGGAAAGCUAUCUUAAGGUUAAACAAGAGCUGGAGUUGAAGGAACGUUCAGUAAGGUAUAAGAGAGAGCAUGAAUGUCGGCAAGCUGACCGUCGCCAACAGUUACAGAUAGCUCAACAACGUCAAAUAAUCAGUGCUGCUGGUGACAGUGAUGCAGAGAUAGAUGUAGAGGGAGAUAAUGACAAAUCUGAUAACUCUUUCCAGUCCGAGAAAUCAGAGGAAGAUUUAGCGGCAGAUAUGUCUCUUGCUGUGAAAAGCUCUAUAGGAGAACCCGGACAAGGAAUAAAACUGACGUUCACAAAACGGCCAAAACUAACUCAGUUUAGUGGGGAUUCCCCUUUCAGUGACUAUGGUGAUUAUAGGGAAAAAGAAUCUAAACAUAGUAGAAAAAGGAAGCACAGUUCUUUAAGUCCUGAUUUGGAUAUUUCAAACUAUGAAACUGGGCCAUCAUCAUUUUCCCAUUUAGGUCUUUAUUCUUCAGAGGGAGAAGGGAGUUCAGACAGUAGUGUGGGCCGGAAAUCUCUCACUAUGAAAUUUAAAAAGAAAGAUAAUUAUCCGGAAUAAAUUUUGUAUCAAAAUGA
Molecule: messenger RNA, 2183 nt
Organism: Mercenaria mercenaria
Lineage: Eukaryota; Metazoa; Mollusca; Bivalvia; Venerida; Veneridae
Product: TAF6-like RNA polymerase II p300/CBP-associated factor-associated factor 65 kDa subunit 6L
Exons: 13
Coding region: 91-2166 (691 amino acids)
Biological process (GO): RNA polymerase II preinitiation complex assembly; transcription initiation at RNA polymerase II promoter
Cellular component (GO): SAGA complex; transcription factor TFIID complex; SLIK (SAGA-like) complex
Molecular function (GO): transcription coactivator activity; RNA polymerase II general transcription initiation factor activity; protein heterodimerization activity
Source: RefSeq, a predicted model, not a curated record